AGUAAAACAAAUCCCCAUUCAAGUGAAAUUAACAAAACCACAGGGUGAUAAACAAACAAUUAUAAGAAAAUGGAGGACAUCAAACGAGAAAGAAUCUCCCAUUUUAGUCUAGUAAACUCAGGUCAAAUGUCUCAAAAUUCUCAUUCGAUAUGCAAGGCUUGUGACAUUUUUUUGGUCUGAAAAUUUGAGUAUUUAGCAAUACCCUAGAAAUAAAAAUUAGUGUAGGACCCUUUUCAGACCUUUUUAUUUUCUAUGUCGGUGUGCCGCCGUGGAACAGAAAUGGCCACUCACAUUCCGAGGCAAAAGGAACCACACACACUUCAGCAGGCCCACAAGGAAAAAAUUUGUGGAAUUUGCGGUGAUAUAGGCUUUGAAGAAGCAAUUGUUACCUGCUAUAAGUGUAAAAAUGUUGACAUGCAUCAAUAUUGCAUACUGGGUUAUCGUGAAGAUGCUCAAGAGGAUUGGUGCUGUGAAGAAUGCGAUAAGGGCAAGGGAGUAAUGUCUUCAUCACGUGGACUAGAAAAUGAGUAUUCUGGAUCCAAGUUACAUGCCUCUGCAAAGGUCUUUCAGAAUUGUGUGCCACCAAAGAAACGUGACAGGUUUCCUGGUGGCCAUUCUAUUAACUGGGAAAAGGAAGUACAGACCGGAAAAACAAGAUAUCUACCUGUUGAAGAAGCUCUUGGUCUAUCAUCAGGCACCAAGUGGAUGAAAACCACUAGCUCCUCAAGAGUUGUGCCCACCAAAUCCAUGGAAACCAUGACUAGGGGAAAUUUUAGCAAGCCGUCUUUUCCUGAGAAGUGUCCAGUGCAGCGGUCUUCAGGAUUAGCAGGAUAUACAAAGCCUCAGAAUCUUCAAAAGGCCAAAAUCACUGAACAGAGCAAAAAAGCAGCACAAAUAUCUAAAUGUCCUGGUGGUUCUAGCAUUCUGGAGCGUAGGAGUCCCAAUGCUGUGAAUGAGAGUCGAAUGAUACCUACGACUCACCCGUGUGAUCCUGCUAAGUAUCCUUCCUGGAAGGGAAGUUUUGACAUCUUAGGUGCUCUGGAUUUUGCACCUGGGAUGUUCAAUAACUUUAUCCAUGCUCAUCCUCCUUCCAGAGUUAGACGUAAGGUGUAUGAGUUCUCAAGGGUAUUGCCAGAUACUCUUAAAUUUGAACUCGUUCCACGUGGGGAUAACUGGGCAAGUCUAUUCAACGAUAAUUGUCCAGGCAAAGAAGAUAUAGGACUGUAUUUCUUUGCAAGCGAGAGAGAAAGGUCUGAGAUAUAUAUUGCACUAGUGGAGUUCAUGCGUAUCAAAGAUUUGGUGAUGCGAGCGCUCAUAAAUGAUGUUGAGCUGCUUGUACUUGCAUCCACAGCCCUGUGCAGUGAUUCUCAAAGAUUGAACAGCAAGCACUUCCUGUGGGGAUUAUUUCAUCGUGUGGGACAAGAUACUGUCAGAUGUGCCCAAGGGGGCAGCAACGAAGUGACUGAUAUGGUGAUAAACAUGAUAGGGGGGGAAGAUGUCUGUACAGCAAGUGAGAUUGACAUGGAGUGUUAUCAGAAUGAGGUUGGCAUGGUGGGUAAUCAGGAUGAGGUUGAAAUGGAGGUAGACAUGAUAGCUGGAGAAAAGGUAGGUACACUGGACAUUGUUGUCAAUGAGGUUGACAUGGGGGGUUAUCAGAAUGAGGUUGUCAUGGAGGGUAAUCAGGAUGAGGUCGAAAUGGAGGUAGACAUGAUGGCUGGAGAAAACGUAGGUAAGCUGGACAUUGUUGUCUCGUCAACUACCAGAAAUGGCUUCGAUAGCUCUCUAAAAGAAACUGUCACUGCUGCUACCUCCAAUGGGUCUGAAUCAGUUGGUCCUUUCAUUUCAAGAGCCUCCGAAAGUUGGAAGGAACUGCCUCGAGUAGUCAAAAGUGAGGCUGCUGAUGACUUCUUCCCUCCAGGUUUUGUUCCGCGUCAACUCCUACUAAAUUACCAUGCCACCUGAGUUAAUCAUGGUUGCUGUCAGCUUCUAUGGAAAUUUCAAUCAAUAGCAUUAGGUAUUGGAGCAACUUUCAUGAAAGGAACAAUUGCUAGUAGCUUAGCUUAAUGUUUGUUUCUGACAAUUAGAUGGAAACUUGUUGUUUGUAUAUAUGUUGUUACCAACUUUUAGCUGCCGAAACAGUACUUCUCAACUCCUUUUGAAGAUGAGAUAAUCAAGUAGGUCAAGUUUGUGAAAUUGUUGGUUGGCUAACGUGUGAUAGUGCAACUGCCUCCUAUUUUCAUGGCAUAUUCAAUGGUAUGAGCUUGGCCAAGUA
This is a messenger RNA of Capsicum annuum, 2272 nucleotides long. RefSeq lists its product as uncharacterized. The record is from RefSeq and is a predicted model, not a curated record. The transcript has 7 exons. The coding region runs from base 253 to 1962 and encodes 569 amino acids. Lineage: Eukaryota; Viridiplantae; Streptophyta; Magnoliopsida; Solanales; Solanaceae.